AUGGAUGAUCGAAUGAAACGGGAACUUAAAUUAACUUUCCCUAAAACCAAAUGGUGCGGACCCGGGAAUACUGCCACGGGGUACGAUGACCUAGGGCAAUUGCGAGAUCUCGACUCGUGCUGCCGCGAACAUGAUCUUUGUCCACAUUCUCUGUCUCCUGAUAUAUCCCACUGUGAGUGCGACAACCGUUUGCGUUUGUGUCUACAACCACUACUGGCCGUCUCGCAGUCGGCUCGUAUCAUACGGGUAGCAGUAGUUGAGGAGAAAGACUGGACCCAAAAAAGAUAG
Molecule: messenger RNA, 288 nt
Organism: Medioppia subpectinata
Lineage: Eukaryota; Metazoa; Arthropoda; Arachnida; Sarcoptiformes; Oppiidae
Source: the annotation of a GenBank genome assembly